Messenger RNA from Rana temporaria (common frog), 1908 nucleotides. Its product is annotated as WAS/WASL-interacting protein family member 1-like. The coding region runs from base 38 to 943 and encodes 301 amino acids. The transcript has 2 exons. The record is from RefSeq and is a predicted model, not a curated record. Lineage: Eukaryota; Metazoa; Chordata; Amphibia; Anura; Ranidae.
CCCUCCUCACACCCUCCCUAGAAAUCCCCUGAGCUGAAUGUCCAAAACCUCCCUCGUCGGGGGGGCAUGUUUUCCAAAACCUCCCUCGUCGGGGGGGCAUGUUUUCCAAAACCUCCCUCGUCGGGGGGGCAUGUUUUCCCAAAACCUCCCUCGUCGGGGGGGCAUGUUUUCCCAAAACCUCCCUCGUCGGGGGGGCAUGUUUUCCCAAAACCUCCCUCGUCGGGGGGGGGGUUGCCUGUUUUCCGAAACCUCCCUCGUCGGUGGGGCCCGUUUUCUGAAACCUCCCUCGUCGGUGGGGCCCGUUUUCCGAAACCUCCCUCGUCGGUGGGGCCCGUUUUCCGAAACCUCCCUCGUCGGUGGGGCCCGUUUUCCGAAACCUCCCUCGUCGGUGGGGCCCGUUUUCCGAAACCUCCCUCGUCGGUGGGGGCCCGUUUUCCGAAACCUCCCUCGUCGGUGGGGCCCGUUUUCCGAAACCUCCCUCGUCGGUGGGGCCCGUUUUCCGAAACCUCCCUCGUCGGUGGGGCCCGUUUUCCGAAACCUCCCUCGUCGGUGGGGCCCGUUUUCCGAAACCUCCCUCGUCGGUGGGGCCCGUUUUCCGAAACCUCCCUCGUCGGUGGGGCCCGUUUUUCCGAAACCUCCCUCGUCGGUGGGGCCCGUUUUUCCGAAACCUCCCUCGUCGGUGGGGCCCGUUUUUCCGAAACCUCCCUCGUCGGUGGGGCCCGUUUUUCCGAAACCUCCCUCGUCGGUGGGGCCCGUUUUUCCGAAACCUCCCUCGUCGGUGGGGCCCGUUUUUCCGAAACCUCCCUCGUCCUGCGGGGGCAUGUUUUCCGAAACCUCACUCGUCUCGCGGGGGCAUGUUUUCCAAAACCUCCCUCGCCGCGGGGGCAUGUUUUUGAGCAUUCUAAUUGGUCAGCGCUGUCACAUGGGCGGCGCUGACCAGUAGCCCCAUGGCCCGUCUUAUCGGCUAUGAAGAAGACUAGUGGAUGGUGAGAAUAUUUCUAAGCCCUGGGCUCCUGGCAUGCAUAUACCGGAGAUUGCGACGGUCCAGGUCAGGGGGACUGGGGGGGGUUGGGUCAAGGAAGGGGACCUGUAUAAGUUCACCUUACAAAUUUUUCAUUUCCCCCACAUUCACCAACUGGGAGGGGGGCGGCUAGUCAGGCCUACCUGCACAUCAGUGGUUGGCUGUGCCAGAACCCGGAAUAUUCGGGGCAGCCUCCCGAUGAUGUCACAGAUAAACAUGGUAGAUCGGCGGCUGCAGAGAAGAUCUCGGCAGGACAACGCUGGAUGUUGGUGAAUAUCUGAAGUGUGGCCAGCUCAGCAUCGGGGUGAGUGGGGGAGCCAAGAAAAAAGAAAUAUGGGAGCGGGUGAAAUUCAUCUUGAAUCCCCGAUCAGCAGCAGCACCCUAUGUAUUUCUGUAAUGACAGGUUCCCUUUAAAACCAGGUCAACUUUUGUACAACUCCUAUAGCCCUUUUAGGUCAGUUUCGGGGCCCACACAAUGCUGUAGUAUGUUUUGCUUCUGACCUAUCCGGACGUGUAGCUUUGACAGAACGGGCUGUCCAAUAUCGGCCCAAUGGGCCGGUCUCAGUCUUUUGUUUUUUUAGGGAAUUCUCGAUUUUUUUAUUAAACCUAAAAAACCUGUAGGGUGCGUCCGUAAGCUGUCCUGUCCAAGGAAAUAAAAAAUGGAUAGUGACAUGUAAAAUAUGAUGACUGCACCCUAAUGUAUUGUAUUUGUUUUCUGACCGAUGAUUCCAUUCACAUGGAUGAAAGCGGCGACUUCGGCCGCUUGUCAGAGCGGCGGCCAUGACUGUGAUUUUUUUUUUUUUUUUUUACCAAGCUCCUGUUCAUCCAAAAGAUUCCGGGUGGUGACUUUCCUUAUUUGUUUGAUAAUCGAGACUUUUUUUUUUUUU